AUGCCUCAUCGCUGCGCUUUUGGAUGUAAAAACACCAACAGUGGUGUGGUGAUGCAUAUGUUUCCAAAUCCAAAAAGAUUUCCUGAGCACUUCCAUGCAUGGGUAAAUCUUCUCGGAGGAAAGUUUGAAAGAUUAUCAGAUCAUGAAAUCUACUUAAGAAAGAGGAUUUGUGAUAUACAUUUCACUGAUGCACAUAGAAAUCGGUAUAAGCGCCUCAAUGCAUUAGCAAUGCCAACAUUGUAUCUACCAGAAACUAUUGCACCAUCUAUAACAAAUUUAAUUAAAACUUUAGAGGGUAUAGAAUCUCUUUGGAAGUUAUUGUCUAGAAAAUAUGGCAUUGAUGCAAUGUUGACAAAAAAUUUCAACCAAGACCCUAUAGAAAACUUUUUCGGGAAUAUCAGGAGUUAUGGUGUUAGAAACAUUGCUCCAAAUACUGUCUCAUUUGAGGGGGCCUUCAAGGCUUUGAUGAUAAAUAAUUAUAGUGAGCCCCAUUCAAGUGGAGCAAAUUGUGAAGAAGAUCACAAUGAGUGUCUUCAAAGUUUGGACUUCUUCCUUAAAGAUAAGAACAUAAUAACUCUUGAUAUCCCUGAUACUAAUGAUACUAUUCAUUUUAACAGUGAAAUUUGCUUUGACCAAUCCAAUGAAAUUAACGCUGGUCAAACCAAUUAUGUCUGCAGAUGGGUUUUAAAGAGAUGCCUUAAAUUUAUAAUAAAAGGUUGUCAACAUUGCAAACAAACAUUGUUUGAAAAUGAUAUAUCAAAUGACAAUAAUUCAUAUAUCUAUGCCAAAGAGUACAUGAAUAAAAAAUGGCUGUGCUAUCCUAAUAAAGAAGUGGAAUCGUAUUUCAAAGAAAUCCAGGAUAUGACCACUUCUUUUUUUUUUAAAUGUACCCAAAAUAGGUUUGAAGAAAAAUAUUGUUUUGUUUCUGGACAUGCUAUG
Molecule: messenger RNA, 939 nt
Organism: Brenthis ino (lesser marbled fritillary)
Lineage: Eukaryota; Metazoa; Arthropoda; Insecta; Lepidoptera; Nymphalidae
Source: the annotation of a GenBank genome assembly